AUGGACAAGGGAAGCAAAAAGUACCAAAAAGAAGAAGCGAAAGUCAAAGACAUGUCCCGCGAACUCCAGUCCACGAAGCUGGGGUCGAUGUUUGCGAUGAUGCUUGUGUUUGGUACGAUCGUGUCAACUGUUUCGUCGAUCUACGAGGGCCAGAGCGUCGCCGAGCUGCCAUUUGAGCCGAUCUGGUUUUUCAAGUCGUUCGCGCAAAGAGGACUCAUCAACCCGAAGCCAACUGACUGCAGCUUCAUCUUCAUCUACAUUUUGUCGACGAUGUCUGUCAGACAGCCGAUUCAAAAGCUGCUCGGCUUCGCUCCUUCGCGGGCGGCUUCGAAACUUUCCAACGCUGGAAUGCAGCCAGCUUCCUUUACCGACGCCAAGAAUACUUACGGCUCCGGCGCCUAUUAA
Oikopleura dioica is the source of this 405-nucleotide messenger RNA. NCBI's taxonomy places the organism in Eukaryota, Metazoa, Chordata, Appendicularia, Copelata, Oikopleuridae. The record is from the annotation of a GenBank genome assembly.